GAUGAAUAGUUGGGGAGAACAAAAUUUCACGAACUCUUCACGCGUAUUGUUGUGUCUUCGGCGGACAGUCAAGCUGAUAUUAGGCGACAUCAUUCAUCACCAAUAAUUCUGAAACAAAGUGCUAUGGAUCCAUACGAUAGCGACUCGUCGGGUUUGGAGGAUGCGGGGGAUUACACAGAGACUGGAGUGUUACUGGGUUACGCGAGUACAGAGCAAACCGAUGAUACAAUCAGUCAUCUAGGCGGAUGGCCGACAUGGCUCGAUAAAAAUACCCCUCCUCCCGGCGACUUGGCCAAAUGCAAAGUUUGCAACAACCCAAUGCUCUUACUGCUACAGUUGAAUGGCGAUCUACCAGAACGAUUCUCAAAUGAUGAACGCUGGCUAUAUAUAUUUGGAUGUCCUCGAAAAGCUUGCAGUCGCAAGCAAGGAAGUAUUAGGGCUUUACGAGGGAUUCGAAAGAUGAAGGGCCAGUCUGAGAUACAAAAGAAGGAAGACAGCACAUCAAAUGGAGUUAGCACCGGUGCGACGCCUGCUCCAAAACAAGAUCUUGGAUCUGCACUUUUUGGCGCGCCGUCACAAGGUGGUGGUCUAUCAUCGAACUCGAAUCCUUUUUCCACAUCUUCAUCCCCUGCAGCGCAAAAUAACAACCCAUUCGCACCACUACCACCUGUAUCCACAUUGGCCGCGAAACCGCCACAAAACCCAGCACUUAAUUUUCCGGAAACAUUCGCCGCAAAAGCGCGGAUAUCAACACCUGAGACACUCUCAGAACCUGUAACUGCAGGUCCAGUUCUCCCGUGGCCCGAUAAAUCGGUUUUCCCAGCUCCCUAUACAGAAUAUUACCUGGAUGCCGAUUACGAAACACUUUCUCGUCCCUCGACUCCUACAAUACCGACAAAUACAACCGUGGAGAAUGUCGAAGAAGAAUCAGGGGGUACUGCUGAUGUCAAAGAUGCUUUCGAGUCAUCAAUGGAUAAGGAUUUCCUUCGUUUCUCCACCCGCUUAGCACAUAACCCAGAACAAGUGUUGCGAUAUGAAUUCUCAGGUACUCCACUAUUAUACAGCGGCACAGAUGCUGUCGCAAAGGCUUUCCCCUCGCAUCAAACCCAGGGACGGGGGGUACAAGUAGCUCCAAAUGCCGGUACGAAUAAUCGUAUCCCGCGCUGCCCAUCAUGUGGAAGGGAACGUGUAUUUGAGCUACAGCUUGUCCCGCAUGCUAUCACAGUUCUUGAAGAUGGGCGUGAGGGCAUUGGUCUUGGUAAGAAUGAUGCUGGAAUGGAAUGGGGCACAAUCAUUCUAGGUGUUUGUGCCGCCAACUGUGGGACAGUCAAGGAAGGGGAUCUGGUUUGGAAAGAGGAGUGGGUUGGUGUGCAAUGGGAAGAAACGAAAUAAAUUUUGAGAUGAGAGACAUUCUCACUAUUCGGCGUUUUGAUGCGGUCAAUUUUGGCAGAUUUUAUUGUAGAAGACCAUCCGACUAAAAUGCUGUUCAACUUGAAAUUAUGUACAUAUAUUAUUGUGUCCUCGAGAGGGAUUAUGAUCAUGGUUUCAUAGCUACAGUG
Molecule: messenger RNA, 1559 nt
Organism: Talaromyces stipitatus ATCC 10500
Lineage: Eukaryota; Fungi; Ascomycota; Eurotiomycetes; Eurotiales; Trichocomaceae
Product: PDCD2_C domain protein, putative
Exons: 2
Coding region: 124-1392 (422 amino acids)
Biological process (GO): maturation of SSU-rRNA
Cellular component (GO): cytoplasm
Source: RefSeq, a predicted model, not a curated record